Molecule: messenger RNA, 1209 nt
Organism: Gilbertella persicaria
Lineage: Eukaryota; Fungi; Mucoromycota; Mucoromycetes; Mucorales; Choanephoraceae
Product: major facilitator superfamily domain-containing protein
Exons: 5
Coding region: 1-1209 (402 amino acids)
Biological process (GO): transmembrane transport
Cellular component (GO): fungal-type vacuole membrane
Molecular function (GO): transmembrane transporter activity
Source: RefSeq, a predicted model, not a curated record
AUGACCAUGAUGGUGGAUAUGGAUGGCUUGUUGUUCUUGGUGCUUUUUGUGUACAAGUCACUAGCUUUGGUAUUGUUUCUAGUUGGUGUUAUGCAAGACUAUUUUCAUCAAAAUUUGUUUGAGAAUGACCCGCAAGCACAGGUUAACCUCAGUUUUGUUGGUUCUUUAGCCUUGAUUUUUAUUAAUGCAUCAAGUCCUCUUGUUCAAAUUCUUGUCGCUCGUUAUGGACUUAGACCUAUUAUGAUCAUGGGAACAUUGUUUAUCACUAUUGCUUUGGAAAUGGCAGGAUUUGCUUAUAAGAUUUGGCAUCUUUAUCUCACGCAAGGUAUCUUGUUUGGUAUUGGUGCAUCCUGUAUGUAUGUUACAGUCAUGUCUGUCACACCUCAAUGGUUCACGAAAAACAGAGGUAUAGCUUUGGGUAUAGUUGCGGGUGGAUCAGGAAUGGGCGGCCUUAUUUUGCCUUUUAUUGUCACACCCAUCAACCGUAAUUUGGGUCCCGGCUGGACUUAUCGCAUCUUGGGUUUCAUAUGUAUGGUUUGCGACAUCAUCGCUUGCAUCUUUGUUAGGGAAAGAAUUCCACGAAAAAGAGAAAAAAAGAAGCUUUCAGAUGUAUUGCAGUUCAGCGUAUUAAAAGAUGUGAACUUUCUUAUCUUCAGUAUUGGAUCAGAUAUUGCUUUACUUGGUUAUUUCAUUCCAUUCUUUUUUGUACCAUCCUAUGCUACUUAUCUAGGUAUGUCAGAUUCUCAGGGAUCUGCACUUGUUGCCGUUAUUUCUGCAUUGAAUUUUAUUGGCCGUUUAAUAGCAGGUUUCUUAGCAGAUCGAUUUGGCCGAUUGAACUCAAAUAUCUUUUUUACAUUUUUGGCAGCCAUUAGCUGCUUGCUUAUCUGGACCUUUGCCUUUUCUUAUGGUUCGUUGAUGGCUUUUAGUGCAGUAUUUGGUCUCUCUUGUGGCUCUUAUUUCGCAUUGAUGUCGCCUAUUUCGGCCAGUCUGCUGGGUAUGGAAAAGUUCCCUUCAGGUCUGUCUCUGUUGCUGUUGUUCAAUUCGAUUACUGUGUUUGGAAGCAACAUCUCUAGUGCUAUUGAAGCAGCUACCACUGCUUCUCCUUAUUUUUCAUACAAGAUGUUUGCAGGUCUGUCUUAUUUGAUUGGUGGUUUUAUUCUUUUGAUUGUCAAGUUUAGGAUCAAUAGAAAUCCUUUUGUCAAAGUUUAA